This is a messenger RNA of Larimichthys crocea (large yellow croaker), 4793 nucleotides long. It is a transcript of the gene tbc1d8, whose product is annotated as TBC1 domain family member 8. The record is from RefSeq and is a predicted model, not a curated record. Gene Ontology annotation, molecular function: calcium ion binding. The transcript is spliced from 20 exons. Lineage: Eukaryota; Metazoa; Chordata; Actinopteri; Sciaenidae. The coding region runs from base 254 to 3619 and encodes 1121 amino acids.
CAGACGACCUGUACAGUGUGUACAGCUGCUGCAGAUCGGGCGUGAGGGAGCAGACGUGAGGCGAGGAAGUCCGAAGCCUGCAGCUGUCGGGAGCGCAGGGGAAUCAUGGACAACCAGCCGGAGAACCCGCCGCUGUAGGCUCGAUCAGGCCGCUCCCGAGCCGGAGGACAGGCAGAGAAAACUUUCUAUUCUCCCGCUGCAAAGAGCCGAGACGGCGGAGGGCUUCCCUCCGGUCCCCUCCCUGCUGGAAGAUAUGUGGCUGAACCCGGAGGAAGUUCUGCUGAAAAACGCUCUGAAGCUCUGGGUGACCGAGAGGAGCAACGACUUCUUCCUCCUGCAGAGGAGGAGAGGCCACGGAGAGCCCACGGGCAGGAUCACAGGUCUCCUGGUAGGGGCGCUGGACACGGUGCUGGACUCCAAUGCCAGGGUCACACCCUUCCGCAUCCUUCUCCAGGUUCCCGGCUCCCAGAUCAGCUGGGUAAUCGCUAGCGGAGCUGCCAUAGAGGAGGUGAACAAGCACUGGGAUUGGCUAAUCCACAACUUGCUUCACUCUCUGUCUGUGUUUGAGAACAAGGAGGAUGUUGCCAGCUUCGUCAAAGGAAAAGUCAAGGGCCUUAUUGCUGAGGAAGUUCGGGGUCGCCAGGCCGCCCAGGAGGAGGAUCCGGAAAAGUUCAGGGAGGCGCUGCUGAAGUUCGAGUUGCACUUUGGCCUCCCGUCGUCGGAGAAACUGGUGACGUACUACUCCUGCUGCUGCUGGAAGGGCCGCGUGCCUCGACAGGGCUUCCUCUACCUCAGCAUCAACCACAUGUCCUUCUACUCCUUCCUGCUCGGGAAGGAAGUCAAAUUUGUGAUUCCCUGGGCGGAGAUGACGCGGUUGGAGCGGGUCUCCACCGGUCUGAUGACGGAGGCGAUCCGGGUGGGCACACGGCAGCGACAGAGGGAAUUCUCCAUGUUCCUGAACCUGGACGAGGCGUUCGGGGUCAUAGGUCAGCUGGCUGACAUUGCCCUCAGGCGGCUGCUGGACAGCGAAGGCCUGGAGCUGGACCGAGUCCUGCAGCAGCCCACACGCAUCACCAAGAGGAUCCUGGAGGAGCAGGCUAUAAGGGAGUACGUCCUGGCUUUGUUUCGGCUCCCCCGUGCCGAAAAACUCCACGAGGUGGCCUCCUGCUCGGUGUGGACGCCACAUGCACGCUGCCACACGGCCGGGACUCUCUACGCCACCGACAGUUACCUGUGUUUCUCCAGCCGAGAGGAAGGCAGCUGCGUCCUGAUCAUACCGCUCUCAGAGGUGUUGUCCAUAGAAAAGGCGGAGAGCACCACUCUGCUUCCCAACCCCAUCAUAGUGAGUGUUCGGACUAAGAAGGCCUUCCAGCUGAUCGAGCUGCAGGACAGAAACGAGCUGGUGGAGAGCCUGAACUCCAGACUCCGAUCUGUGCACUGGAAACAGUCCAUGUUCCGCAGCAGGAAAGGCAGCAAGAGGAGUGUGAGCUCUCCUACACCUUACUACACCUUCUACUAUGACACUGGUUACUCUGAUGAGGAAGAACUAGAGGAGCAGGUACUGCGUAACACCGUCAACAGCGAAGCUCUGAUGACAGCCUUCCACCAAAACCAACCGGGAAAUAACGGCAACAAGAGCAUGGAGCAGGUGAAGGAGCGGCUGUGGGAGGAUCAUUUCUUGGAGUUCGGCCGCGGCGUCCACAUGUUCCGCACAGAGAAGAUCCAAAGACUUGUUGCCAUGGGGAUACCAGAGUCACUGCGAGGGGAGCUGUGGAUGACACUUUCUGAUGCGUCCUCGGAGCUGGAGUCCCAUCAGGGCUACUACACCAACCUGGUGCAGAAGUCGAUGGGUCAAAGCAGCCUGGCCACAGAGGAGAUUGAGCGGGACCUUCACCGCUCUCUGCCGGACCAUCCUGCCUUUCAGAACCCCACGGGCAUCGCUGCACUGAGACGUGUCCUCACCGCCUACGCUCACCGCAACCCAAAGAUCGGAUACUGUCAGUCUAUGAACAUCCUGGCGUCGGUGCUGCUGCUCUACGCUAAAGAAGAAGAAGCUUUCUGGCUGCUGGUGGCUGUUUGCGAGAGGAUGCUGCCUGACUACUUCAACCGCAGGGUCAUAGGAGCUCAGGUGGACCAGUCUGUGUUCGAGGAGCUGAUCAGGGAGCGUUUGCCCGAGCUAGCCGAACAGGUUCCGGACCUCUCCGCUCUCUCCUCCGUCUCCCUCUCCUGGUUCCUCACCCUCUUCCUCAGCGUCCUGCCCUUCCAGAGCGCCGUCUGCGUGGUCGACUGCUUCUUCUUCCACGGCAUCAAAGCCAUCUUCCAGUUAGGCUUGGCGGCGCUGGACGCCAACGCCGCGCAGCUGUCCGCCAGCACGGAUGAUGGACAGGCGCUCAUGAUCCUCACGGGUUUUCUGGACGAGGUUGGGAGUGAAGAGUCGUCUUGUGUUCCGUCCUCCCCGCCCGCUGCGCUGGAGCCCAGCAGCAGCGAAGCUGAUGUUCCCACUGUGAGGCACACGAACAUCACCGACCUCAUCAACGAGUCCUACACGAAAUUUGGAGACUUGACGGUGAGGCAGAUCGAGAGGCUUCGCUGUCGACACAGAAUCCGAGUGCUGCAGGCUCACGAAGACACCACCAAAGAAAACUCUCUGCGAGUGGUGACUCCAGAUGUUUCCAUCUCUCCAGAGAACUUGUCUGACGUCUACGAUCUCUUCAAGACGGAGCACUUCAUCAGUCUGUACUGGGGCGACAGCAGCUCUGCAGCAGCAGCCGAGGCGGCAGCGUGGCAUUACGGUGACUCUGGUUGCUACAUGGAGCGGCAGUACCGACUGGACCGACCCCAGUUUAAGAGCCUGUACGGGCUGCUGACGACAUGGCCCGGCGGCUCAAACCAGCACGCUGAUACUCUGGCCAACCGCACCUUCACCCUGCUGGACCAGGACCGGAACAGCCUGGUCACCUUUAAAGAGUUUGCUGGUUGGCUGGACACUCUGUACUGUGAAGAGCUGAAUGAGAAAAUCAGGCUGCUGUACCGCCUGCACAUCCCACCAGCUCUGACAGAGAGUGAAGAUGACCCGUCCCUGAUGAAGAGCCCCCUGCUGUCCUCAAACAGACCCCUCUACGUCAAUCUGCCCUCAGAUGUUCAAGAUGAAGAGAAAGAUUAUCAGGAGCAGCUGAAGCAGAUGUUGCAGGAUCUGGCCAAAGAGAAGGAGAAAGACGUGGAGAAGCCUCUGCCACUCAUGAACCAGCGUGAGUUCAUCCAGUUCUGCAAAACCCUCUACAGCAUGUUCCACGGCGACCCAGAGGAGAACGACCUCUUCCAGGCCAUCGCCACGGUAACCAGCCUCGUGCUACAGAUCGGCGAGGCCGGCCACCACGUGCACAGCUCGGGGUCAGAGGUCGCCGGAGGCCAAGAGGAGGCGAAAGGAGCGGCCCCCGCUCAAGAGGACGACAAGUGGACGGUCAGCUACGCUCAGAUCCUGGCCUCGCUGCUGACCGAGCAGGCGCUGGUGAACUUCUUCGAGAAGCCGAUGGACCUGUCUGCGAAGAUCGCAGAGGCCAAGGAGAAGCAGUAUCACCAGCGGGCCGGUUUGCUCACACUGCAGCAAAGGACCAGAUGACUGAAAUGUGAAAAGUGGACCGCGAGCCGUAACACAAGCACAAACAUCUUAUGAAGAACACCACACCAUAAGUAUCAACUGACACAAUGUGACCGAACGCAGCAGAAGCUUAAGAGCCUUAAAGUUAUCUGUGAUGCUUCUAUCAUCAGUGUGACUGUAGGCAGGACUCAACACGGAGCCUGUGACUCCCUGACCUGUGACUACAACAGAGGAGAGGAGGGUUUUUUUUUUCUUCUUGUUCCCAAAUAUUUUGAGCCAAAAAGACUUUUCAGGCUCCAGAUCUGAGCAGCAGACCAUGUGAUGGUGGAUCUGUUCAUUCUGUGCUGUCGGCCCACAAACAUUCAAAUUACUGCCUUCACCUGAAGACUCCUGCAGUGUUCUCCACUUUAUAAUAAGCCGCUUUAAGUUGUGACUAAUCACUUUAUUAAAAGUUAAUAAGUCAUUCACUAGCUCUUUAUUGAUCAGUUAUGAGCAUUACUUUGGUUAACUUUCGGGUUGCCAGGUCGUGAAACAUUUCCGAUGAGUCACUGAUAAUCUGUGUUUUAUCAUGCGUUACUUUAUAUGAAUUUAUAUGAGUAGCCCGUCGGGUGACUUGGCUGUUGGUGAGUAAACUUGUGAAUGAGUUGAUCAUUAUUUAUUAUUUACAACCAUCCGACCAGUCUUUAAUUGUAAAUGCUGCUGAUUGCUAAUAAAUCUGAGAAACUCACUUUUCCAGAAGGUCGGAGUUCAAAAGUGUGCAGCUCAAGGAGGAUUACCAGAGAGAUGUACACAACCUGGCAACCCAAUGUGUUCCUGUCAAUGACUUCUGACUGAUCUGUGAAGCACUAGUGAAUGAUGAAGCACUAAUGAAGCCAUUAAUUAUAAGCCACUGUAUAAAACUCUUUCUAAAGGCUGCUUGAUUAAGAAGUUGUGCCAUUAAUCCUCUACGGUGCAGCAUUAAGGACAAAUCCAGCAUGCUUUCAGUGUUCUUUUUUUUUUUAAAUUGAUUUUAUAACUCCGGUUUCUUUUAAUAUCAAAUGUUUUCACCCGCACGCACCUCGAAAAAAGAAAUCUAUUUUUAAAAACUUUUUCAAAUGACUGGAAACUAAUCUACAGUGAUCUGAAACGGUUGCAGGAAGCAGGAAAGAAACGCUGGAGACGUCCUUUGAAAUAAAAGACAUCACACAAAAUCCUU